GAAAUAAAAUCAACUAUUGUCAGCACAUUUAACGAGAAAUUUCUGCAAGAAAUUAUUGAAAAAAUCACAUCUGCUGUAGAGAGGAAGUUUGAAGAGAAACUCAACUCUCAAAAUCAACAAAUUAAGAACCUCACUAAUAAUACAGAGGAGCUGCGUAAGGAAAACGGUAGCCUGCGCAAAAGUAUGGAGUCUCGGGAGCAGGCAGUGCGCAGCAUGAAUAUACGUAUUCAAGAAAUGGAUGUCCAAAAAGACGAAAACGUUCGGUCACGAGUUAUUCGCCUAUUUACGAACACAUUAAAAAUAAACGUCCAAAAUUCUGAUAUAAAAAAGUGUCACUGAGUACCGUACAAGAAUCCCAGAAAUAAGCUACCUGCAGUGCUAGUGAGGUUUAUAUCGGAUUCGGUGCGUUUAUCAGUGCUGAAAAAUAAAAAGAAUUUAAAAAACUCUGGUAUGUCUAUAAAAGUGGAUUUAACAAAAACGCGUUUAUUAUUACUUAAUACUGCUAUAAGUGCCUUUUCAUAUAAAAAUGCGUGGGCUUUAAAUGGUAACAUGUACGUAAAACAUAACAAUGAAGUUCAUCGUGUAUCACAGGAUGCAGACAUUGAAAAAGUAAUUAGCAGGCAAUGAACCAUAAACUUUAUGGUACGGUUGUGGGCAUAGGCGUAGGAAUAACGAGAGACUGUUCUACAUUAAUGGUGGCACAAUAUUUCAAAAGGCGGAGAGAGUUCGUUGAGAUAUUUAUUGUGUCUGGCAGCGGGUUGGGCAUAUCUGCUAUGUCACUUAUCAUCAGAACUACAAUUGGUGCUUUGGGAUGGAGGCUAGGUCUUCAAGUAGUAACUGGUGCUGUAUCAGUCACCUUCAUCUUGGGCACAUUUUAUCGUUCAGCAUCCCUGUAUCAUCCACAGCGGAGGGCUAUUCUGCAUAUAAAGAAUCAGAAAAGGAAAAUCAAGGAUAAAAGUAAGGUUGAAGACAAAAUACCUUUCUUCGACUUCAGUACCCUGAAAAGCAAGACGGUAAGGAUUCUACUGAUUUCUACAGGAAUCAGCGCAUUUGGAAUCAAUACACCGCUAUUCUACUUAGCUUACCAAGCAGAAGUAGAAGGAUUAGGUGAUGCUACAAUAUUCUUACAGAUGUACUUGGGUUUAGCCUGGACGGUAGGCUGCGUGGUGUUUAGUACCUUAGUGCUCCACAACUCGACAGAGUGUCGGAUUGCUAGGCAGUACCUCUGCCAAACAGCAGUAUUUAUGUGUGGACUAUCCAUACUUGCAUUUACCGUAGUGAGUGGGAACUAUCAGGCCUAUGUUAUGUUCGCCUGGAUAUAUGGUAUAUUUUGUGGAGGUUAUCAUUACUCGCUGAAGAUGUAUACUUACGAGAGAGUAAGGGCAAGAAACUUCGCAAGGACGUGGGGUUUUGUACAGUGUUCUCAAGCAAUACCUAUAGUAAUAGGAGUGCCAUUUUCAGGGUAUAUGAACGAAAGGUGUGGCGACAGAGCUGGGUACUACUUCAGCUCAACUUGUGUUCUGGUAGGAUCGCUAACUUUGUUCUUGAUCGAUUUGCAUCGGAGGAAGAUAUCAAGACACAAACACACGAGAGAAAAUGGCACGAAACAUUUAUGCGUUUCUGAGACAUGCCCUCAAAGAAGAAAGUUGUCGUUCUCACAAGAGCCAGAAAACAACGAAGGUGGUGUCACUCCAGGUGCAGCGGCAGCAUUGGUUUUAGGUGCCGAUCUUACCGGUAAUCAAGGACCUGGCAUCAUAGACAACAUUGUACUAAGCAACGAUAAAGCUGAACUCACCUGUAUAUCAGAAGAAGGUAUAGCCGACAUGGACCUCCCGGACAACAUCCUCGACGACCUGGACUACAUCGGAGACUGCAUCACCUCAUGCAACAAAGUGGAAAACUACCUGAUGCUGAGCGAAUUCGAGAACAACCUGAUCGCUGAGUUGCCCAUCAUCCUGGAUCGUAAAGGCAGGAGGUGGUCGCUGGCAAGAAGCCGAUUGCCCUCAGCAGGACCUCAACCGGAUGAGGAUAACAGCGGGAAUGGCGGAACGGGUGAAAACAACGGGGGCGGGGAAAGGUGGAAGCAGGUUCUCAAUAAUCGGGUGAUCACAGUCAUUGAUGAGUCGUCUGUAUAAGACUUACAUCAAUACAGGCAAUUACAUACAGGGUGGCCCAACGAAAAAGUCGCACCGCCAUAGCGUUACACUUUAGAUUUUUAAAUGGAAAACCCCAUGUUUUUUUAAUUUUUAGAUUCUACAAGUUUUUAGUAACUUUUGUAUAGUAAAAUUUAUACAUAUCUUCAAUCGAUGUGAAGCUAUUCGCGCUUAUAAUAAAAUUCUAGAAAUUUAAUGAUAAUAAAGGAUUAUAUCGUGAAAAUAAUAAUCAAUGUAGUUCCCGUAGUAACAAUAAUGGAAUCUGGCUUCGUACUAAAAACUUUAAUUUUCAAAUGCCCCAAAGAAAGUAAUCUAAAGGACUAAAUCUAAAAUUAGAAAAAUGGCGGUUUCCA
Acanthoscelides obtectus is the source of this 2506-nucleotide messenger RNA. The record is from the annotation of a GenBank genome assembly. Lineage: Eukaryota; Metazoa; Arthropoda; Insecta; Coleoptera; Chrysomelidae.